UACUUUGACUCAUUUGCAUUCUUUGCUUUGGAAAGAACAGCGCCUGCGAUCAAAUUCGCGGUAAAUAAAGGCAUAAUUAAACAUGCGCGAUACCUGACCAACCAGAACGUGCAGAACUUCACAACUGAGUGACCUCACAAUCGCUAAUUGUAACUUAAAGAGCCAGUCUUAAACACAAAGUGGCUUCCGCGCCGAAAGAUAAUAGUCCUUUGCUUGGUAAUGCCAACAUGGCUGAGCAGUCCACUUCAGAGAAUGUCUCCGAUCCGAGAGCGGAAGGUAAAGUAGAAAUCGAAAACGUUCAUGUAAGCGAGAAACAAAAAAUAAGGGAAUCUACUGUUAAUGAAAAUAUACCAGAAAUCGAUAUAGAUGACAUUGAAGCUGAUCAAGCACAUUCAACUGACUGCAAUGACUACGAUGACUUUAUUGGAGAAAUUAUUAUUUCAGUAAGGAGUGAGCUCGCUGAGGCUGAGAAAGAGCCAGAGAGGUGCUGCAAUGAUAGAAAAUUCUCCACACGUAGCCAAGACAGCUCGACCUGCAAAGAAGGACGGCGCAGCGAAAUGAAAGAUCAAAGCUCUCAGGCCAGUUCUUUGCCAGAAGAAGCUGUAAGCGACGAAGUCAAAAUACUGAAGGAUAAGCUAGCUAUUAAUAAGAAAGACACUGAAACUUUGCGGAAAUUACUGGAAGACGUACGAACAGACUAUGAAGAAUUACAGAAAAGUUUCGAUAAACGCACUAGUGAGACAAAAAGUGAGGAAGGCGAAGUGCCGAUGAAAGAGAACAAUGAAAUGAGAAAGCGGAAAGCUGAGAAAAAACGAUCGAAAAAGGUUUAUAAGGUUUCAUCUUCAGAUGAGAUAACGGAGUGGAGAUUUUCAGAUAGUAAGACAACGAGUUUUACUAAAGAAUCUUCAAGUGCUCUUCAAGUAAUUGACAGUGGCGAAAUAGCAUGCCCCUGUCUUGAGAAAAGUAUUCGUAAAAUCGUAAAGGAUAUCAGAGAAGAAUUCAAAGACACCAUUCUGGACUUCAAACGAUGCUUUGAGGAACAGUGCACAAGCAUCGGUGAAGAAUUAGCCACGUUAAAACAUGAAUACUUGAGCGCUGUGGAAGGAAGGGAUUCUGAAAUUAUCGGCUUUGAAAAAAUCAUCAAAGGCUUGCAGUCACGAUUCCUGGAAGAAGACAAAGAGUUGAUAACGUUCAGAUCGGUUACUGCAUCUGUUUUGGAAGAGAAGCAGAAAUUAUACGACGAUAUUCGUUUGCUGAAAGAUGAACUCUUGCGAAAAAAAUUCGAAAAGGAAGCUAGCCAAGCAGAGUUAGGGAAAAUGAAACAAGGUUUAAAGAAAUAUUGCACCGCUGAAGAAUAUGAAGAUUUGCAGAAGUUAAAUUUUCAAUUUGAUGGAGACUGUGGAAGUAGAGGAAUCGAUGGCUGCGGUCAAUCUUCUGAGAAUAUGAAGGAGUAUGAUAAUGUCGGUGAACUUCAAAACAAAAUGGAACAGUUCCACCCAGUUUUGAAAAAAGCUAAGCAGGAAAUUGCAAGGCUAAAAGAAGAAAGAACGGAGGCUCAGAAUCGUUUGGAAGAAAAGAUUUCCGAAGCGGUUAAAUUAGAGAGUUAUUUUAACAAACAGUUGAGCGAAUCUGUAAUGGAACUGAAGCGAAAGGAAAGAACAAUUACCGAACUGAAAGAACAGUUGUCCAGUGCAGAGCUGAAAAAUUAUCAACUAAACAGUAAAAUAAAUCAGCUGGAGAAAGAGAAGGAAGAUUUGAAUAAAAAGUAUAUGCAAGAGUUGGAAGAAGUUAAAGGUGAGUUGAGGCCAUUCAGCAAGAACCGUCAACUAAACAAAAAGAGGGGCGAACAAUUACAAAAUGGGAAUGACUUGCCUAACGAUGAUUACAUUGGACCGAAAAAUCAACUUGAAGACAAAGAAGCGAAAAUGCUUGCAAGAACGACAGAGACUGAAGAAUAUUUAUUUGACGAAGACUACCAGAAACGAUUUCUUCAGGAGAAGUCUUUGCUUAAGAAAGAUCUUGAGGCUGAAAAGAGAAAAAAUGAAUUGUGCCUGUUGGAAAUAGAAAAACUUCAGAGAGAACUCGAUCAGUGGAAGGAAAUCGUCCGAGAUGAUAUGGAUGCGGGCGUAGGAUUCCUUCGGAUCGAAAAUGAAGAUUUGAAAGAUGAGUUACAAGAGAAUCAGAUAUUCAUUAAAGAGUUGAUGUCAAAGAAAAAGCGACAUACCCAAAUAAUUAAGAAGUUGCGGGCAGAAAAUGUCAUGUUGAAGAAUUCUAAGAACACAACAGAAGAUGAAUAUGACGAUUUAAUUUCAUAUGAAUCUGACGACGGAACGUUUGAUGAGGGGUUUAGUUUCGAACAAACUACAACCCAAGAACAGAGAGUAAGACUGGACAAGAAUGGGAAAAUUGAAAUGGGAGCUCCACUUAAAAAUGAGAGCAAAAAUCUUUACACUGAUUCCAGUUUUGACUUCUUGGAGUACGACACAAGCAUUAGCGAAAAGGAAUAGUCCAAGGAAAAUAGUAUGCUGUAAGCAAAUGGACCGACCUAUAAAUUUAUAACAUUACUUAUUGUAAACGAAAUAAACUGUGAGAAUCUUUGCGUAUUUGUUAGAUACCAGCUCUCUUUGUCAUCUUAACU
Messenger RNA from Pocillopora damicornis (cauliflower coral), 2638 nucleotides. RefSeq lists its product as uncharacterized. NCBI's taxonomy places the organism in Eukaryota, Metazoa, Cnidaria, Anthozoa, Scleractinia, Pocilloporidae. The record is from RefSeq and is a predicted model, not a curated record.